This is a messenger RNA of Gorilla gorilla gorilla (western lowland gorilla), 6204 nucleotides long. It is a transcript of the gene ICOSLG, whose product is annotated as inducible T cell costimulator ligand. The record is from RefSeq and is a predicted model, not a curated record. Gene Ontology annotation, biological process: T cell receptor signaling pathway; regulation of cytokine production. Gene Ontology annotation, molecular function: signaling receptor binding. Gene Ontology annotation, cellular component: external side of plasma membrane. Bases 1 to 909 code for a protein of 302 amino acids. The transcript has 7 exons. Lineage: Eukaryota; Metazoa; Chordata; Mammalia; Primates; Hominidae.
AUGCGGCUGGGCAGUCCUGGACUGCUCUUCCUGCUCUUCAGCAGCCUUCGAGCCGAUACUCAGGAGAAGGAAGUCAGAGCGAUGGUAGGCAGCGACGUGGAGCUCAGCUGCACUUGCCCUGAAGGAAGCCGUUUUGAUUUAAAUGAUGUUUACGUAUAUUGGCAAACCAGUGAAUCGAAAACCGUGGUGACCUACCACAUCCCACAGAACAGCUCCUUGGCAAACGUGGACAGCCGCUACCGGAACCGAGCCCUGAUGUCACCGGCCGGCAUGCGGCGGGGCGACUUCUCCCUGCGCUUGUUCAACGUCACCCCCCAGGACGAGCAGAAGUUUCUCUGCCUGGUGUUGAGCCAAUCCCUGGGAUUCCAGGAGGUUUUGAGUGUUGAGGUUACACUGCAUGUGGCAGCAAACUUCAGCGUGCCCAUCGUCAGCGCCCCCCACAGCCCCUCCCAGGAUGAGCUCACCUUCACGUGUACAUCCAUAAACGGCUACCCCAGGCCCAACGUGUACUGGAUCAAUAAGACAGACAACAGCCUGCUGGACCAGGCUCUGCAGAAUGACACCGUCUUCUUGAACACGCGGGGCCUGUAUGACGUGGUCAGCGUGCUCAGGAUCGCACGGACCCCCAGCGUGAACAUUGGCUGCUGCAUAGAGAACGUGCUUCUGCAGCAGAACCUGACUGUCGGCAGCCAGACAGGAAAUGACAUCGGAGAGAGAGACAAGAUCACAGAGAAUCCAGUCAGUACCGGCGAGAAGAACGCGGCCACGUGGAGCAUCCUGGCUGUCCUGUGCCUGCUUGUGGUCGUGGCGGUGGCCAUAGGCUGGGUGUGCAGGGACCGAUGCCUCCAACACAGCUAUGCAGGUGCCUGGGCUGUGAGUCCGGAGACAGAGCUCACUGCUGAGUCCUGAGAAAACCGACGUCUGCCUGCAGAAUGGAAAGGGGUGCUUCAUGUUCCUCUCUCUCCUUCAUCUCCCUUCCAAGGCCAUGUUUGACCGGAGCUCACCGCCCGGAGCGUGGACAGGGCUUCCGUGAGACGCCACCAUGAGAGGCCAGGUGGCAGCUUGAGAAUGGACUCACAGACUGCAGGGGAGCACUUGGGGCAGCCCCCAGAAGGACCACUGCUGGAUCCCAGGGAGAACCUGCUGGCGUUGGCUGUGAUCCUGGAAUGAGGCCCUUUCAAAAGCGUCAUCCACACCAAAGGCAAAUGUCCCCAAGUGAGUGGGCUCCCCGCUGUCACUGCCAGUCACCCACAGGAAGGGACUGGUGAUGGGCUGUCUCUACCCGGAGCGUGUGGGAUUCAGCACCAGGCUCUUCCCAGUACCCCAGACCCACUGUCUUCCCGUGGGAUGCGGGAUCCUGAGACCAAAGGGUGUUUGGUUUAAAAAGAAGACUGGGCGUCCGCUCUUCCAGGACGGCCUCUGUGCUGCUGGGGUCACGUGAGGCUGUUUGCAGGGGACACGGUCACAGGAGCUCUUCUGCCCUGAACGCUCCCAACCUGCCUCCCGCCCGGAAGCCACAGGACCCACGCAUGUGUGUGCCCACGAGUGUAGGCAGCCGUCCGCACCGAGGAGCCCCCGGAAGUCCCCGCUGGGCUUCAGUGUCCUCUGCCACAUUCCCUGGGAGGAACAAUGUCCCUCGGCUGUUCUGGUGAAAAGUUGAGCCACCUUUGGAAGACGCACGGGUGGAGUUUGCCAGAAGAAAGGCUGUGCCAGGGCCGUGUUUGGCCAGCUACAGGGGCUGCCGGGGCUCUUGGCUCUGCAGCAAGAAAGACACAGCCCAGCAGGGCUGGAGACGCCCAUGUCCAGCAGGCACAGGCCUGGCAACACGGUCCCCAGAGUCCUGAGCAGCAGUUAGGUGCAUGGAGAGGGUAUCACCUGGUGGCCACAGUCCCCUUCUCACCUCAGCAAUGAUCCCCAAAGUGAGAGGUGGCUCCCCCGGCCCCCACCACCCUCAGCAGCCCCACCCCACUCAACCCUGAGGGUCCCCAGGGUCCUGAUGAAGACCUCCGACCCCAGCACCAGGCUCCUUGGAGCCCAACAGUCCCAAGGGUGCAGGAGACGGGGUGGCCCAGUGCUGAGGGGUACAGCCCUGGGCCCUGACCAGCCCCGGCACCUGCCAUGCUGGUUCCUGGAAUGAAUCAGCUGCUGACUGUCUCCAGAAGGGCUGGAAAGGACGCUGCCAGGUGACCCGGGGUGCACUCGCCCCAGGGAGAUGGAGUAGACAGCCUGGCCUGGCCCUUGGGACACAGUGUCUGCCCCGGGGCUAUGGGCAAAUGCCCCUCCUUCUUACUUCCCAGAAUCCCCUGACAUUCCCAGGGUCAGCCAGGACCUGUUACAGCCCUGGUCACUUGGAACUGACAGCUGUGUGAGGCCUGCACUUCUCAGACCCAGACUUAGAACAAAAGGAGGAGUGAGGACUCAUGGCUACAAUGAGGUUCCAGUACUUGUUACAAGAAAUUGGUUUUCUGCAAAAAAAGUCCCUACCUGGGCCUUUAAGUGAAUGUGGGAUCCACUCCCGCUUUUAACAUGAAAGCAUUAGAAGAUGUGUGGUGUUUAUAAAAGAACAGUUGUCAUCACCGGGCAUUGAUUGGCAGGGACAAGGAGCUGCUUGGGUGUGGAAAGUUGGGGCGUUGGAAAGUGGGGUGUGGUGCCCAUUUGCAGUGACUGUGAAGUGACUCCAGGACGGACCUGCGGGGGCACCCAGAGGUCCUAAGCCCCAGGACUAGGGGUCGUGCAUCACCACUCGGGUGUCCCAGGAGGUGCCCUGGGCCCGGGGACCUCACAGGCAGGACGGCGACACUAAUGCAGGGAGAGGGAGUCUGGCCCCAGCUUUUGCCAUCGGAGGCGAUUUUCUUUCACCAGGGGACGGGCAGGAAAGAUGCAGGGGCCCCAGAAGCUUCUAUCCCUCAUGCCUGAGGGCACGGGGGACACUUGGAGGCUGCUGUCACCACUGUGCGUCCAAGGCCAUGCCCUCUGCGGGUCAGUGCCUGAGUCUCGCCUCCCUGCUGGUCCCUGAAGCCCCCUCAGAAACCCUGCUUGUCACGUCGGCAUUUGUGAGACCCACCCUGUAACGCCUGCCCCUCUCAGCCCAACAUCAGCUUCCUCUUUCUCCCUUGCUGUAGACAGGCUGGAUUCCAGUGUUGGGACAGCCAUCUCCAGAAACCUGACUUAAGAGAGUAAGAUGCAAAUCGUGCCUGUAUCCUGUGGCUUCGGUGGGUGCAGGGAGUCUUGGGCACAGCCAGCUCAGCUGUCUGUGGUCUGAGCAGGAACAGGUGCCACUCCUGCUCAGGGGACCCUGCCCUACACCAGGCUGUUCAGUCCCCCUGGAGGACAUGGGGCCAGGUCUGGAGGCAUUUUGGGUUGUCACAGCUGGGGGCUGUUCCUCAGCUUCAGCGGGUGGAAGCCUCAGAUGCUGUUCAACAUCUUCUGGACACGGGAGGCCCCGACAGAGAGAAGCAUCCACCCGCAAGUUCACAGUCUGAGGUCUCCCCUCAGAGACCCUGCCCUGCACACCCACCUCCAGCCAAAGGUCCUGCCUGCCCCAGGGCUCAGGGGAACCUUGCCGGUCUGUGGAACAGGAGAGGGGACUCUUGCCAGCUGCACCACCCUGCACAUAGUAGGUGUGCAGUAAACAUCCACCAGGGAGGCUCCAGUCAAGGCUGGCAGAUGGGGCGGUCCAUCCCUAGGGCAGGUGACAGAAGGGAAAAGGCUGCCUGCUGGCCCCCGAGCCAGGUAGCACAUGCUUGUGCCUCAGUUUCCCCUCCUGUAAAGUGAGGCGCUGGAUCCAGGUUCUGUCUACUGGGCUCUGCAGCUUGGACGCACCUAAGACCAAGCGACCCACCCUGGGGAGGGCAGCUAUGGCUUUGGAAUAGCUGUCCAGGCCUGGGCGCCUCCAAGAAGGCUGCCACACCCUGCCUGUGCUGCAGGGGUGCAGGGGUGAGGGGCAAGACUCCAGAGGCCUCCUCUCUGCAUCUCCUUGUCUUCAGUGGCCGGAGGUGAGGCCUGAGCUCAGGGGAGGGGCUUCUGCCAUGAACCCUAUGGCGGGGCACAGCACACUUUUCCCAGGGAGGACCCCUGGGCCCCCUGCGUUGUCCCCAGUGGAGUGUGGGGUCACCUUGCAAGAGCGACAUUGAGAAGCUCCAGCUCUAGGAGUGUGCAGACUCUUAACCAGGCAGGCCCAGGCCCUGGGGCACACAAAGGUGGGGCCUGCUCUCCCCAGCUGCCCCUGCCAAUGGGGGCUGGACUGUCCUACCCUCCUCCCUUCUACCUCCCCACUGUCUUCCCUCUCCACUGUCACCACUGCCUCCCUCUUCCACUGUCCUCCAUGCACUGCCCUCCCUCCACCUUCCUCCACCCCCACCAUUCCCCAUGCUGUCCCCAGGCUCCCCCCGCUCUCACCCCUCCCCACUGUCCCCCUCCCCAUGCUGUCUCCAGCUCACCCCGCUCUCCCCCCUCCCCACUGUCCCCCUCCCCAUGCUGUCCCCAGCUCACCCCGCUCUCCCUCCUCCCCACUGUCCCCCCUCCCACUCCCCAUGCUGUCCCCAGCUCACCCUACAUGGACUUGGCGAUGUCCUUCCAUGGCUCACCGGUCUGAAUUUCCAUGAUGAGCCGGGCCUGCAGCUUUGUUCCCCUAUCCCUGCCCAGGCUGCAGCUGUCCAUGCAGGGAGCGAGCUCCAGCACCUGCGGAGUCCUUCCGUGGGGGCCUCUCUGUGCCGCAGCAGCCAGGGACCUCAGGUGCCUGUGCAUGACACCACCGCCCAUCCUCAUCCUGAGCCAGCCUCUCAGGAUCAGGACUUGGUUUGGCGGCGUUAACCUUGGAGCCUGCAAGGGGCUUCCUCCUGGCGGGCCUGGCCAUAGCCUGGGGAGGCCACAGCUCCAGGCCACUCCAGACCCCCCUUCCUCUGGGCCUUCCAUGUGGUGGCAACCACCGCAGCUGCAAGGGAAGGAAAAUUGAGCCUUUGUUCUCUGGCUGGGCUGGGGUCUGGGGGAAGCCAUGGGCGUGAAGACUGGAGUAUAUUAUUUGAUGGAGAAGUGGCCACUCCUGGAGACCAGCGGCAAACACAGAAGCACAGCGUGGAAGGUGCUGGUGUCAGCCCACACAGGUGAUGGGGUCAGACUCAGGAGUCACACUCAGGAGUCACCAGGCUCAAAGGGCCCAGGCACCGCAAGUCCUGCUCAGCCCCAGACACAAUGCAUUCCUGUUGCCCUCGCCCUCAGCCAGGCCCCACGCAGGCCAGGGAGCACUGGCAAAGCUUGGCGACCCUCUGGAGGCCAGCCUCCAUCCAGGCCGAAGGUGGUCAGUGGCUCACCGUGGCCCAGGUAGAAAACUCACGGAUUAAGAUUUCAUGCCCGACUCCAAAGGCAAGAGACUUUAUUAUUUUAUUUUUUUUGAGCCAGAGUAUCACUCUGUCACCUAGGCUGGAGUGCAAUCUCUGCUCACUGCAACAUCUGCCUCCCGGACUCAAGCAAUUCUGCCUCAGCCUCCCAAGUAGCUGGGAUUACAGGUGUGCGCCACCAUGCCCAGGUAAUUUUUGUAUUUUUAGUAGAGACAGGGUUUCACCAUGUUGGUCAGGCUGGUUUCAAACUCCUGACCUCAAAUGAUCUGCCCUCCUCGACCUCCCAAAGUGCUGGGAUUACAGGUGUGAGCCACCGCACCUGGCUACCAGACACUUCAGAGUCACAGGUUAGUUUUUCUUUUUCUUUUUUUUUUUUUUGGCGGAGGUGCAGGGGGAGUUAAACAAACAAACAAACAAACAAAAUAAACAGGCCGGGUGCGGUGGCUCAUGCCUGUAAUCCCAGCACUUUAGGAGGCCUAGGUGGGUGGAUCACGAGAUCAGGGGUUCAAGACCAGCCUGGCCGAGAUGGUAAAACCCCGUCUCCACUAAAAAUACAAAAAUUGGCCAGGCACGGUGGCUCACACCUGUAAUUCCAGUACUUUGGGAGGCUGAGGUGGGCAGAUCACCUGAGGUCAGGAGUUCGAGACCAACCUGACCAACAUGGAGAAACCCCAUCUCUACUAAAAAUACAAAAUUAGCCGGGUGUGGUGGUGCAUGCCUGUAAUUCCAGCUACUCGGGAGGCUGAGGCAGGAGAAUUGCUUGAACCCAGGAGGCAGAGGUUGCAGUGGGCCAAGAUGGCGCCAUUGCACUCCAGCCUGGGAACAAGAGCGAAACUCUGUCUAAAAAAAAAAAAAAAAAAAAAAAUUA